Messenger RNA from Protopolystoma xenopodis, 690 nucleotides. NCBI's taxonomy places the organism in Eukaryota, Metazoa, Platyhelminthes, Monogenea, Polystomatidea, Polystomatidae. The record is from the annotation of a GenBank genome assembly.
AUGGACGGAUUUGAUGAUCCUAAGACUCCUAACGUUUGUGUUACAAUGCUGGAGGAUGCAAACAAUAGUUUGCAGGAGCUUUUUAAUUUUUCCUCUCAAAAGCAGCAAGUGCCUCUCAAUCAGAGGAAUCUACCUAAAUCUUUUUUCGUUCCACCGACUGGGUCUAGUGAUCAGUGCUCAACAGAAGACUCUCCUAACUUUUCUACUCAUAGUUCAUGCAUUAAUGGAUUUAUUAUUGCGCAUAGCAAGGCUAAUUCAUCGCCUGCCUGCUUAGAUGCCAAGCUUACGGUAAAGAUAAAUAGUGACCACGCAAGACAAAAUAGCUUGGGUACACCAUGUGACCAAAAGACUUUAGAGGAAUUAGAAAUUCAGAUGAUGAUCAACAAUAGUAGAAUGCGACCAAAUCUCGAUGUCAAUCUUCAUCAGACAAUUCAACCAGUUGGAGGCGGUGUUUCCUUAAAUUACGCAAUAGGAGAGUUACCAGAUGGCUAUGAAAUGGCUAUAAAUGAUAAAAAACAAGUGUAUUUUCUUAAUCAUCAAAACCAAGAUACUACAUGGUUUGAUCCUCGAAUACCAGCAAAAUACCAAAGGUGGGGAAUGACUAUAAGUGAACUUGAACAGUUGCACAUAAACUAUGCUCGCCAUUUAUACGGAAGUAACCCCGAGGCAACAUUAAGGUUAUGUGAAGAG